Nicrophorus vespilloides is the source of this 2306-nucleotide messenger RNA. Its product is annotated as leucine-rich repeat-containing protein 24-like. The transcript has 2 exons. The coding region runs from base 394 to 2250 and encodes 618 amino acids. The record is from RefSeq and is a predicted model, not a curated record. NCBI's taxonomy places the organism in Eukaryota, Metazoa, Arthropoda, Insecta, Coleoptera, Silphidae. Gene Ontology annotation, molecular function: protein binding.
GCACGAGAGUUAGUACCGAACCGUAUCUCGGCCGGAGCUCUAUACUGAUCAUAUCCAGACUCAAACUAUAUAGCACGCGAUAUAUAUGUAUAUAGUACACACAUACAAUAUAGCACUUCGGUCCUUUGAGAAGUAUUCGCCGCCGGCCUUUGCCACCGCCCCCAAGUCUCGCUCACUUCUAAAGCUCCGAAUGACUCUUUCAUGAGCGUAACUAAAUUGCGCCUUCCUGUGUGACACUGCCUGUGACUUCCAACAAAGUUUCUGGACUAUAUAAUUACAUCCUUGACGCACGCAUAUUCCACGUCCUGCGAGACUCGAAUACCAUUCUCGCAUUUGCUGCAGCUUCAAACUGAUUGUAUUGGAGGAUGUGAAUUCAAAUGUCCUUGUAACAGAAUGCCGAGGAGAUUCAGAGUUCUUUUGGCUGUGAUUGUGUGCUGUGUGGCAUCUUUGGUGAGCAGCUGCCCCGAAUCCUGCGUAUGCAAAUGGAAGAACGGCAAGCAAACGGUGGAAUGCUCGGACCGUGGUCUUCUGGUGGUACCGGAAGGUAUGGACACCGGCACCCAGGUCUUAGAAUUCGCAGGAAACAAUCUACGCCAUCUUCCGGAUGAGAAAUUCUCGAAGAUGGAGUUAAUCAAUCUCCAAAGGAUAUACCUGUCAAGAUGUCAGAUCACAACGAUAGAUGAGCACACUUUCAAAGGGUUGACUAAUUUGGUGGAAUUGGAUUUGUCUGAGAACGGAUUAGAAAUAGUUCCUUCCGCUGCUUUUUCCGAUUGUCUGUCAUUAAUGAGGUUGAGUUUAAGCGCGAAUCCUAUUAGGAUUUUAAAGCGAGAUGGCUUCAAUAAACUCAGGUAUUUGAGCACUUUGGAGAUGAGCCGAUGCGAGUUGGAGGAGGUUGAAGAUGGAGCUUUCGAUGGUUUGAAGAGUUUGGAGUGGUUGAGGCUCGAUGGAAACAAGUUGAAGACGAUUCCGGACGGAUUCCCGGUGGGUGUAAAAGGUGUCGAGCUGCAAGGGAAUCCUUGGGAAUGCGAUUGUCAUCUGCUGGAGUUCCGAGGUUGGCUGGAGUCUUUCAGCGUUCCGCAUUCGGUACAGCCCGUUUGCAGCGGUCCGUCGAAGCUGGCGCUUCGUCCUUUAAAAUCGAUACCACCGAAGGAGCUCGCCUGUCUACCCGACGUCUCCCCGACUACGUUCUAUCUGGAGAUCGGUGAAGGAAAGAACGUAUCCCUUCUGUGUCAAAUUAAUGCCGUUCCGGAGGCGCACGUCUCGUGGCGCUUCCACGACCAAAUUCUUCAGAACGACUCGAUGGUCAGCCCCGGUACAAGACUUAUUUACUACGUCGAGGAAGGCGGAGAGGAUAAAAAAAGCGAGCUGUUCAUUUAUAAUACGAAUCGCGAGGAUAACGGGACGUUCAUUUGCAGCGCCGAAAACGCGGCUGGAAUCGUACAAUCCAAUUACACGAUACGCAUCGUCCUCAAAGAAGAACCGGAUUAUGAAGUUGUCGUUUUACCAUUCGAGUUUAUCCUCAUAAUACUCUCGGCCACGGGAAUAUCCUUCUUGAUCAUCUGCGUAGCCCUAAUCCUCUCGAUAGUUAAAUGUCAAGCUGCAAAACGGAAGGCCAAGGAGAGCAGCAACCUGAUCAUCAGCAACUCCACCAAAGACAGCUUCUUCCAAGACAGCGUUGACGAAUACUCGGACAUCUCCAAAGAGAGCAGCAACGUAACGCUAAUGGACAGGCAGCAAGCUCUGAUAUACAGUAACGAGAUGAACCCUUCGGUUAUGAUCCCAAUAAACAAUCCUCCACUCUUGAGCUGUUAUCAAUUGGAGCAGAACCCUGACCUCAUCAACGAUACAGGAAGAAGACGCGAAGGAGGAGACGGGCAAGAUGAAACAGAAUGCGACUUCCUCGAAAAGGGAUGUAACUAUCGACUCACCGCCGACGUUCACCUGAAUCCUGUCGGACUUUUGAACACGUCCGCCCCCCUUUUCCCAUCCUGCUACCGCACCCUACCCUACGCCAGGGCCUCCCCAAAUUCAGCGCCCUCGCAGAGCAGAGAUGCCGAGCUUCUGGCUUACGGGCAUUUCACCCCUUCCGUUAGGCACACAGCGGAUGGUUAUCCUGCAAGACACGAAGAGUUUGAGACGCCCUUCUGUGUAGGCUCGCCACAGCUCAAAUGCAAAGAUGUUAAGUCAGUUGGAGCACAAACCCAAACUGAUCUUUCGCCUGAUUCCAUCGAGGCCACGGAUCAACAGUAAAUGUAAUCAUUAUUAAAAGUGUAGUGUGAUAUAAAUUAUAAUCAAUUAAAAAAAUA